Molecule: messenger RNA, 561 nt
Organism: Drosophila ananassae
Lineage: Eukaryota; Metazoa; Arthropoda; Insecta; Diptera; Drosophilidae
Exons: 2
Coding region: 1-561 (186 amino acids)
Source: RefSeq, a predicted model, not a curated record
AUGGGCACGACUAAGCAGAUUGCCAGCUGCAUCAUUAUCCAAGUGCUGUUGCAGAAGGAAGUGGAAACCUGCACCGAUCCGAUAGUGAAGGCGUCAAAGGAAGAACUGAAUUGCAAGAGUCACUUUGUUAAAAACUUCGUGCGGUUAGAAGAUGGUGCCUAUACAGUCAGGUUACCAAUUAAACACAACUCCGGUUUAUUGGGUGAUUCGUACUCACAGGCUCUACGUCGCUUCCAGUCGUUGGAGAGAAAAUUGUCUCAUCAGCCCGAACUGCGCAAUCAGUAUUCGGCCUUCAUAAAGGAGUAUCUUAAUCUAGGUCAUAUGUCCCUGGUUCCGCCGAAGUUGCAUCGAGAUUGCAAAUAUUUUCUGCCACAUCACUGUGUGCUAAAAAAGGACAGCACUACGACGAAACUUAGAGUGGUGUUCGACGGUUCCUCUGUUACCACCUCCGGUUAUGCUUUAAAUGACAUAUUAAUGGCUGGGCCGGGCAUCCAACCUAAGCUUUUUCACAUCCUGCUAAGGUUUCGUUCGCAUCCGGUAGCGCUGACUGGCGACAUUUGA